Peronospora matthiolae is the source of this 474-nucleotide messenger RNA. NCBI's taxonomy places the organism in Eukaryota, Oomycota, Peronosporomycetes, Peronosporales, Peronosporaceae. The record is from the annotation of a GenBank genome assembly.
AUGGCGUUGUUGGCGAUUCGCCAUGUUGUGUGGGCGGCCGUGAGGGGCACCACACCUAAUGUCAGUAAUGAUAUUGUUGGCGAUACGCCGUAUAGAGUGGACGGCCGUGAGGGCACCACGCUUAACGCCGGUAAUGGCGUUGUUGGCGGUUCGCCAUAUGGUGUGGGCGGCCGUGAGGGCACCACACCUAAUGUCAGUAAUGACAUUGUUGGCGAUACGCCGUAUAGCGUGGGCGGCCGUAAGGGCACCACACCUAAUGUCUGUAAUGACACUGUUGGCGAUACGCCGUAUAGUGUGGACGGCCGUGAGGGCACCACACCUAAUGUCGGUCAAGACAAAAGCUCUCGUGUAGAGCGUACCAUGGUUGGUAGUAACCAUGGGGAUAAUAUUGUCCCGACCCCUAAGGGGUGUAAGGUCUCGAAGAGACAAUCGAGACGCCGAGUAGCAGCUGUAAAGCGCCAGGCGUCCUCAUAG